GCUACAUGAUGAGUGCUGCUAAAAAUCAGACAACAAUGGAGGACAAACUUGGGGCCCUGCAGUGCCACUUCACCUGGGACCUGGACCCCAGCAGGUCCAAACUGUUCUGUCUCAGGGACAAACUGGAUGACAUUGGCACUGAGGAGGGAAACAGCUGGCUGGGUCACAUUUACAAUCUGCAGGGGUACAUUCACUACCAGUUGGGCUUCACUGAAGAUGCCCAGUGUUUCUUCAGCAGGGCUGCAGAGGCCUUCCGCCUGAUAAGAAGAUCAGAUGAAGGUCCCUGGUUGGUGGUGAACUAUGGAAACCUGGCUUGGUGGCACCACCAGCUAGAAGAACAUGCAGAGAGUCAGACUUACCUGUCAAAGGUCGACACCCUGCUGAAAGAAUACCCAUCUCCAUCAGAGGAUGAGCUCCAUCCAGAGAUCUACGCUGAAAAAGCCUGGACCCUGAUAAACUUUGGCAAACCACACCUGGCUACAGAUUACUUCCAGAGAGCCAUCAGGAUGCAGCCGGACAUGGUGGAAUGGCACACCAGUCAUGCCAUAGCGUUAGUGAAUGUUUAUGGGCACCCUGACGAAGAACUGAAGAUAGACAAAAUGAAAAUUGCCAAAGAAAACGAUCCAGACAACUUGUACCUUGCUGCGCUGUACCUUCAGCAAUGUGCAAAGACAGGAAGAAACAUUAAAGAUGAAGUAUGUGAGUUGGCCAAAGAGGUUUUGAAAAAGCCACCAAGCAGCUACAGUGGUAUAAGACCAUUACUAAGGCUGUACAGAAUUCAUAUAUCUAUGGAUGAGGCCAUUGAUUUGGCAGAGAAGGCUCUGAAAAGACAUCCAGAUGAACGUCAUCUGAAGUAUUCUGCUGCAAUCUGCUACAAAUGGAGGGUUUACUCAAACAAGCACAAACCCCUGGAGCAAGAAAAGAUAGACCGAGCAAUCAGUCUCCAUAAAGAAGUGAUCUCUCUUUACCCUGAUUCUUCACUUAAAGUAAAAAUAGCUCUAGCAAACAUACACGCACGGUCAAAUCACGGCCAAGCUGAAGCUGACAAGAUCUACCAGGAACUGCUAGCAAGUGAUCUGGAACCUGCAGGCAGACAGAUGCUUUACAACUUCUAUGCCUAUCAUUUGUACUUCAUUCGAAAGGAAAGCCAAAAGUCAAUAGAAUAUCACAUGAAGGCAGCAGAGAUACCACAUCAGUCUCGCUAUCGUAAGAGCAGCAUCAGAGAGCUGACGAAGAUUAAAGAAAGAAGAAGACACUACAGGUGGAGACAAAUUGAAGAGUUUCUUGCUAACCUGCAGGACUAA
Messenger RNA from Scomber scombrus (Atlantic mackerel), 1304 nucleotides. RefSeq names its product interferon-induced protein with tetratricopeptide repeats 1B-like. Gene Ontology annotation, cellular component: cytosol. Gene Ontology annotation, biological process: defense response to virus. NCBI's taxonomy places the organism in Eukaryota, Metazoa, Chordata, Actinopteri, Scombriformes, Scombridae. The record is from RefSeq and is a predicted model, not a curated record. The transcript is spliced from 2 exons. The coding region runs from base 6 to 1304 and encodes 432 amino acids. Gene Ontology annotation, molecular function: protein binding.